Messenger RNA from Haliotis rufescens (red abalone), 2714 nucleotides. RefSeq lists its product as uncharacterized. The transcript has 17 exons. The record is from RefSeq and is a predicted model, not a curated record. NCBI's taxonomy places the organism in Eukaryota, Metazoa, Mollusca, Gastropoda, Lepetellida, Haliotidae. Bases 63 to 2354 code for a protein of 763 amino acids.
GAUCGUUCAAAGUAUUACAUAAUAUCACUCAACGUGUCUUCACAUUGUUCAGAGUCUCCACAAUGAUGACGCUGGUGCUGAUCGUUGCUAUCCUGACAGCAACAAAUGUCUGUACAGCAACACAGGACUUUGCUGUGAACGUGGACAACAGCAGCGGCUCAUUCAACGUCGUUGUCCAGGGAGAUGUGUGGUUGGAGAGCGGUCCCUAUUUCUUCAGAGCUGAUGGUGAUGUGUACACCUUUGCCGAUGGAUCGCUGAUGCUGAUCAAGCACAGUCAGUCCAGUGGUGUGGACGUCAUAGGGCAUUGGGAGGCCAACAGCUUCCUGUACCAGGCAGGAUCUAGUCGGGUCGAGGCCAGCAUUGUACAGUACACACCAGAUCCAAGCAUAUUAAACUACAAUGAUCCAGUCUUACCGUUCGUUGUGUUCAAACAGAAAUUCAUCACCGGCUCAAACAACACAGCGGCUUCCACAGUCUCUGAGACGGUGUCUGGCUUUCCAGCAAUUGCAUUAGAAGACAUUGAUAUUCCCUUGGGUUACCUCUAUUAUGCCGGAAGUCAAUUUGGUACCCUCAGCCUAGCAGCUAACCAAUGGGGCCCACACACCUUUGAUGUUGAAUUUGGUCAUGGAAGUGGUCCACUAGCCUUGUUUGACAGAGCUGAGACGGCGAACACAUUGAUAAUAACUCCAGCAAGUGAGUUCAUGUCGUCAUCAAUAUAUCACCAGAACAACGGAAAGGGCAUUAACAACUUAUUCUGGGGUGUCAUGGGAGGUGUCAACACUGUGCCAAGAGAUUUUGAGACAAGUUACAUUAUGUACUGUGGUAACCAAGGAAUCAACAAAGCCUUUGUCAGUUGGGGAGAAAUACUUCAGACGUGGUAUGGGCACAAGGACGAAUUUGUCAAAUCUGAUUUGACAGUCAACUAUCUUGGUUACUGGAUUGACAAUGGUGCAUAUUACUACAAGAACCUAGAGGAAGGCAAAAAUUACCAGGACACUGUCGUGGAUAUUGUCAGUUACAUCCAACAGAUUGGUCUUCCUGUCAGAUUUUUCGCGUAUGACCAAGAGUGGUACUAUAAAGAUUCCCAUGGUGGCAUCGUGCAGUGGACGGCCAUGACUGACGUGGUUCCAAACGGAAUGGAGUGGUUAUACAACAAGACAAACCUUCCUGCUCUGGGUUACAGCCAUUGUUGGUCAUCCAAUAAUACAUAUGCCAAGCAGAAUGGAGGAAACUACAAUUUCAUUAUUGAUGGAAAAAAUGCAAUACCAACAGAAGAGCGAUUCUGGACAGAUCUUAUGUCUUCUGCACGACAGUGGGGGCUGUUUAUCUAUGAACAGGACUACCUAGACCAGCAGUUUGACAUAGUAACCCAGCUUCACACUGACGUGCAUCUAGCCAAGCAGUGGUUGAAGGAGAUGGGUAAUGGAGCAGCAAAGAAUGGCUUGACAAUCCAGUACUGUAUGGCCUACCCCCGCCACGCCCUUCAGUCGCUGGAAAUACCCGUAGUAACACAGGCAAGGGUAAGCAGAGAUUACCAUCCAGGCAACGACCACUGGAAGAUUGGCGUGUCAUCACUCUUGGCUUGGGCCAUUGGUUUAGCUCCGUAUAAGGACAAUUUCUGGACAACAUCAGUUCAACCUGGCAACACAUACAACGCGUCAGAGCCCAAUACAGCGCUACUAGCAGUCGUCUCUACUCUGAGCACAGGACCUGUUGGGAUAAGUGAUAUGAUCGGCGGCUCGAACAAGUCUUUGAUCAUGAAAUCCGUAAAUGCGGACGGACUUAUUUUGAAACCAUCCCGCCCUGCAACUGCCAUAGACAAUACAAUUCGAAAAAUGGCCUGGGGAGACUUUGAGGGACCAGACGGAGAAGUGUGGUCAACAUAUUCAGAUUUUGGAGGGAAGAACAAGUUUGGUAUCAUCCUUGCUGCGGAGUUGACUGGUAGUUACACGAUGACGCCCGGCAUGGCUGGCUUCCAAGGAUUCCCGACUUCCAUGAUCUUCCCUUACAACAACCCCAGCAAGAUCCAGCCUCUGACAGACGCUGACCCCAUUACCAUGAGUGGCUGCAGCACCGUGGACUUCUGUCUGUUCUAUGUGUCGCCUGUCCUUAAGGUUCAAGGGAAGAAGGUGCUUGUUCAGGGCGAGUUGGCCAAGUGGGUCCCGAUGUCCCCGCAGAGAGUGACUGACAUCAGCAUCGGGGACGACAUCCUCAUCAGCCUCACAGGGGCAGCGGCAGAAUCCGUCGUCUUCUGGUUCAAUGUGGACGGAGUGUCCUCCCCUUUGACCUGCACCCUCGGACCAGGCGGCCGCGCCACUCUCAGCUUCAGUCAACAAGCAUGUCGUGGAGAAUGAAGCCAUAUUUGAAGCCACAUUUUAGUUUUUCCUAUAUUUACGGUUCGACCAACCGGAGCUAAAAUCUACAAUCAGAAAGUAAAACAAGAAUAGUUAAAAUAUACAGUAUUGCGGAAACGGGAUAUGUAGUGUUUUUGCGUUUUAUUGAUUUUAUACCAGUAACAAGCAGCAGAGACUAGAAAAAGAACAAAUGUUUAUCCAAUUGAUGAAACCCAAAUUUAACUCCAGAAUGUAAUAAUACAUUUGUCAUUUCAAUCGUAAAUGUUACACUGCUUCUUUACAAAUACUGUAUAUUUGAUUUCAAAUGUCUCCCUACAAUUGUUAAAUUACUUGGUGUCGUCGCUGGAUUGUGUAACUACA